GGGAGACCAGGAGUAAAUCAUCACUGAAAUUUACUUUGGAAACCGUGGCUCCUGGCAGGAACAGAUCAGUGUCGGGACAAAGUACACGGGCCUGGUGUGAAGCUCAGCCACAAACCCGCUUACCCUGUCUGACCUGCCUCCGCCACCAGGACCCAGUCUGAGUGACACGGGAAAGGUUCCCUUGUCCUCCUCGAAGGGCCUGCGAUGGGGAUGUGGCUCACUUCUUCAGUGCCCCGCUGCUCAAGCCUCUAGGGGAGCAUAGAGACGGGCAGGCAGUGUCUGGGGGUGAAUAUUUGCGGCUCCUGAAGCCCCCGUGGGCGUGUGUUAGAGGGUACUCUGAAAGUUCAGCCUUGUAGGUGGCUUGUGUUAGCUGUUAGACUCCCUGCCUUAUCGCAAGGACAGAGGGCUUUCUGUGUCCCCGCGUUUCUUGCCUUAAUGUACCGGAGCAAACAGAUCACAGGGCGGCUUGGAGAGAGAGUGCAAGGUUUUAUAAGUGGAAUUCGCCCUCAGCAGAUGGGGGAGCCAGAAGGGAGCUGGAGUGGGAAGAACCCAGGGACCAUGGGCGCCUCCAGGCUCUAUACCCUGGUGCUGGUCCUGCAGCCUCAGCGAGUUCUCCUGGGCAUGAAAAAGCGAGGCUUCGGGGCCGGCCGGUGGAAUGGUUUUGGGGGCAAAGUGCAAGAAGGAGAGACCAUCGAGGAUGGGGCCAGGAGGGAGCUGCAGGAGGAGAGCGGUCUGACGGUGGAUGCCCUGCACAAGGUGGGCCAGAUCGUGUUUGAGUUCGUGGGCGAGCCUGAGCUCAUGGACGUGCAUAUCUUCUGCACAAACAGCAUCCAGGGGACCCCCACGGAGAGCGACGAAAUGCGCCCAUGCUGGUUCCAGCUGGACCAGAUCCCCUUCAAGGACAUGUGGCCCGAUGACAGCUACUGGUUUCCACUCCUGCUUCAGAAGAAGAAAUUCCACGGGUACUUCAAGUUCCAGGGUCAGGACACCAUCCUGGACUACACGCUCCGUGAGGUGGACACGGUCUAGCAGGAGCCCAGGGCAGCCCCUGGGCAGGAGACGUGGCUGCUGAACAGCCACAAACUGUCCUCACCUGGGAGCACCGAGUGGCUCGGAGCUGGGUUUCGUCUGGAAUUGACUGGAUGGAAAGAAAAAUAAAGGUCUCUAGCAGUUU
Molecule: messenger RNA, 1174 nt
Organism: Cercocebus atys (sooty mangabey)
Lineage: Eukaryota; Metazoa; Chordata; Mammalia; Primates; Cercopithecidae
Gene: NUDT1
Product: nudix (nucleoside diphosphate linked moiety X)-type motif 1
Exons: 4
Coding region: 436-1029 (197 amino acids)
Biological process (GO): DNA protection
Molecular function (GO): 8-oxo-7,8-dihydroguanosine triphosphate pyrophosphatase activity
Source: RefSeq, a predicted model, not a curated record